UGUCCUCCGCGACAUAUCCUCAAUAUUUGCUUCUCUCAGCGUGCAUCCUAUACUACUGCGGAGUAUAUUUAUAGUCAGUACCCUGUUAAAAAAGAGCAUUUCUUCAGUAAUCGAGAGAUAUCUUGUCCGAGGUCUCUGUUGAUUUUUUUGUUUCUCAUUCUCCAUUGGUUUGCCAUGGAUAGUGCAACAGGGUUGACCAUCAAGAGUUUUGUAUUUCUUGAUUUCGAGACCAGUCACCUGCACCCUACCGAUCGCCCUAAAAUCAUUGAACUUAGUUUAAUUGCCAUCAACCGUGCUGGUCUUCUUGACCCAGACGUACACACGUCUUUGAAUCUUGCCAAGAAUCACGAGAAAUCUACAUUUGACUUUUCCAAGGUUUCGUUACCAAGAAUUGUUGAUAAGCUGACGCUGUGUAUGGACCCAGGAAAGUACACAAGUGCAGAUUCUGCUCGUCUCACCAAGUUGGACAAGGACAAACUCGAUAGCAACAAGAAGUUGCCGUUUGAUGAAGGUGUGGUCACCAUGCUCAACAUAUUCUUGAGUCGGCAGGAUCAACCGGUUUGCCUGGUUGCACACAACGGGAUGAGAUUCGACUUUCCGAUACUGAGAUCAGAACUGUCAGGUCUGACUACGGGAGACCCCCCUGCAGAACUUUAUUGCUUGGACACCUUAAAGGGAUUCAGAGCAGGAUUUGCAACGGAGACCCAGGGAGUAAAGGAGAAUGCAGAGAAAAUAAUUUCAAAACAAAAUUCUACUACUGCAUGGAAAAGGAAAUUGUCUGAUCUGGAAUGCUCACCCCGUCCCAAACGUCAACGGAUCUCCUACACUCUUGCGAAUAUCUUCAAGAGGACAUUCGAGAGGGAACCACCUCACUCACAUUCUGCAGAAGAUGACGUGGUGUCUCUGAUCAAGGUAUUGCUUCCAGUGAUAUCUGACUUCGUGUCUUGGGCUGAUGAAAACGCUUCACCUUUCAAGGAUUGCAAACUGUAUUAUGCCAACCAGCCAGUCUUGUAGUCGAGUAGUUUCGGUGGUAGGAGGUCGAUCGAGUCCGGCUUCAAGUCAAAAUGGCCAUGAUGACCCAGGUCCAACUGAAAGUCCAAGUUCAAGUCAGCAUAUGCUGAGACUGAUGAUGAUCAAGUCCUAGUUUCAGUCAGCAAUGAACGUGUCCGAUUUUAACAUAAUUAUGAAAUCUGUUGAUUACUCUUGACAGUUUAACACUUUGAAAUCAUACCACAUAAUAUAUUCUCCGAAUCAACAAUCGCUUCAAAAUAAACAGUAAUUACUAAUUGAUACCCCAAUAAUAAUGAUAAGGAAAGAAUAAAGAGAAAGCUUUAAUAACUUUGAUAGGGUUAUAGUUAGGACUCGUUUGCAAUCAUCUAAU
This is a messenger RNA of Lytechinus variegatus (green sea urchin), 1381 nucleotides long. RefSeq names its product three prime repair exonuclease 2-like. The record is from RefSeq and is a predicted model, not a curated record. Gene Ontology annotation, cellular component: cytoplasm. The transcript has a single exon. Gene Ontology annotation, molecular function: nucleic acid binding; 3'-5'-DNA exonuclease activity. Gene Ontology annotation, biological process: DNA catabolic process. The coding region runs from base 175 to 1014 and encodes 279 amino acids. NCBI's taxonomy places the organism in Eukaryota, Metazoa, Echinodermata, Echinoidea, Temnopleuroida, Toxopneustidae.